CACAUUCCCACUAAUUUUCUCAUCCUUCACUACUAAACACAUACUAUAAUAAUAAAUUAAUAACUUGUUUGAAUUGUAAUACUGAAAAAAUGGGUUCAAAAGUAGCAACACUCAUGCUUGGCCUCUUGGCCAUGGUUCUUCUUAUCUCCGCAGAGGUGGCUGAAGUUUCUUCUAAUAAAGUUGGUAACGAGGCAAAUGAAGUGGGCAAUGCCAAGUAUGAAGGAUACGGUGGUGGUGGCGGCUACGGAGGAGGGUAUUGCAUGUAUGGAUGCUGUCGCCGCGGAUACUACGGCGGGUGCAGGCGGUGCUGCUAUUAUGCCGGUGAAGCUCCUGAACCAGACGAAGUUAAACCUCAAAACUAAACCAAUGUUGUUGCUAUGUUACUAAAUGUUUUGCUUUUAACGUUGUUUCCUUAAUUUGCAUGAAUAAAUAAUCAAAGCUAGUGAUGAGAGGCUUUGAAAAAUAUGCAUGUAUCACUAUAUGUUUAUGUGAUAUUGUUACAUAGAAAAUAAAGUUGAAAUAUAAUAUAUAAAUGUGUUUUUCUUAAUUA
This is a messenger RNA of Arachis ipaensis, 550 nucleotides long. The record is from RefSeq and is a predicted model, not a curated record. NCBI's taxonomy places the organism in Eukaryota, Viridiplantae, Streptophyta, Magnoliopsida, Fabales, Fabaceae.